Molecule: messenger RNA, 2289 nt
Organism: Pleurotus ostreatus (oyster mushroom)
Lineage: Eukaryota; Fungi; Basidiomycota; Agaricomycetes; Agaricales; Pleurotaceae
Exons: 5
Coding region: 1-2289 (762 amino acids)
Source: RefSeq, a predicted model, not a curated record
AUGAUGAAGUUAACUGACAUGAUAACAAAGGACCGAUACAGCGCAUUCAUGAGAAUUGUCCGUGAAUGGCGCCACAUCCGGCUUUUGAAGCGAUCCGGCCGCGGACAUGAGCCAUCCGGUGUGUCUGGCACCAUCGAAGGGGAAUGUGCCGUUCUGUGCCCCGCAUGUCCACACCCGGGCAAGAAUCUCCCUGCCAACUGGGAAAAAGCAGGUGAUACAUCACGAUGGGUUUACUCGCUAUUCCUGGCAAUUGACGCUAAUUUCCGUCUCAAACGCCUCUCUGCUUCGAACGACACCCGCGACCCCAGUCUGAACCGUGGAUCAGCCUAUUUUGUGGAAGAAGUACAGUACAAAGACUUCCUCUCGAAGCACCGAACAAAGAAGCCACAGGAGGACAGCACAUGCAACAAUUAUGACGCUGUGAAAUCAGCAAGUAUCAGAGGUGGCAAGGGGACGACAGCAAGUGGUGUUGGAACGAUCGAGUGUAGUAGGCACGAUAUGAAGCGUCCCGUCUCCGUGGGAGACUUACAGCUGGGGGAACAAUAUGUCAACAUGGACUAUCUUUACUUUUCAAGCGUUAAGAACCACGCACCAACAAGUCUAGUAGUCUCCUAUGACAUUGCUUGUCAAUGGUCAUGCAAACUCAUACUUCGGUCACAAUCAUACCCUAUGAAUCUUAUUACUCCACGUGUCAAUGACCUUCAUGCCACAUAUCUUGUCCCAAAAUUCCACCUCUAUGCGCAUCAAACUGACUGCCAAAUUAACUACUCCUUUAAUCUCACCCCUGGAGUCGGACGAACUGAUGGCGAAGCACCUGAACGUGGCUGGGCCGCAAUGAAUCCCGUGGCAAGUAGCACAAAGGAAAUGGGGCCCGGAUCGCGGCGCGACACUUUGGACGACCACUUCAGAGACUACAACUGGCGAAAGAUUGUCGCAUUACAUAUAUCACUUCUCAACAAGGUACAAGAAGCUGUUGAAAUGCGCUCAGAACAUGUCAGCAACUUUCUCACUCUAAGCAAAUCCCUCCCCGAUGCUGUCGUCCAGCAAUUCACCACUAUUAUACAUCAAUGGGAAGCCGGAACCAGCCAGGACAAUCCAUAUCAAGCAAUGGCGGAAGUCACUUCUGCCGCAAAGAUUAGGCUUCAACUUGCCGAAGAGGAUGCAACGACACUUUCGCAAGGCGAUUCCCUUCUACAACAUGACAGCAUCAGUGGUAGUGUUCUGAUAGCGCAAGCUCUGGACCUUCAGGAUCAGAUGGCACGCCUAAAGCUUGAUGCCAACGCCCUGGGAACCCACUCGACUGAUAUUCAACGAACACGUAUUCAAGAACGCCGGAACCGUAUGAAGCGCCUAAUCACCGCGUGGCAAACAGUACAGGAGGCAUAUGUUCCUGGUGUUGGAGCUUACAGGUGCAGGACUGAGACGAUGAGGGACGGUGAUCUUACCGAAACACAUCCCGAAGACAUCAGAUUACUACUCCCAUCAGACCUUUCACCUCACUUCCGUGUCGACUCUACUCUAUCCGAAUACGAAUGGCGGUUACGAAAUGGUGUCGCGCACGACUGCCUCGCUGAACUACGACGUCUCCUGCUUAUUCUCAGCUCCAUGUACAAGUCCAAAGAUCGACUUGUCCAUGGCCAAGUUCAGAAUACUCGAAGUGUCACCCUCAUUAAGAAUGUGCAAGCUCGAAUUGACUUUACCGCCAGGAAAUACCGUAUGAAUCGCCAAUCGCUUGUCACCCUAGCUACAUUACUCAGUAAGCACGGGUGGGAGACGACAUUACAGGUUCUAAAUGACGAAGACAUUCACAGCCUGCGACAAGGGGACGAUGCCAGCGAAUCGGAGGGCCGACGAACACUCUCCUGGAUAUGGAUGACAGGACGAACCAGUGAUGCUGAGAUGUCGGAGACGAUGAGCGAGGGUAGGUGGUCAUUAUUCCAGGGGGGGGGAAAUACUAAAAAUGAUUCAGCAAUCCGCAUCGAAUGGUGUAAGUCGCGCGCACGCGCUCACAGAUGGCAGGAGGAAUGCAUUCUCCUACAAGAAGAGAUGCGUCGAGUAACGGCUUUCCAUGAAUGGCAGGCAGGGAUAUGGGAAGCAAGAGCAAUCACUGCUGCCACAGAAGGAGCACGGGCAUACGCCUGGAGGCAGAUGGAUUCAAGAGUCAAGUUACGGAAGACAUGUGUGGAUGCCUGGAAGAGCUUACCGGCGUACCUUAGCAUGGGGGAGGGAGUGGUAGCUAUGGGCGGACAAUUAACAGAGGCCCCCCUAAGUACUAGUUUACCCCCCUAA